Molecule: messenger RNA, 2598 nt
Organism: Drosophila eugracilis
Lineage: Eukaryota; Metazoa; Arthropoda; Insecta; Diptera; Drosophilidae
Product: annulin
Biological process (GO): peptide cross-linking
Molecular function (GO): protein-glutamine gamma-glutamyltransferase activity
Source: RefSeq, a predicted model, not a curated record
GUUCACAUCGAAAGAUCUUCGAGCGGAUCCGAUAAAUAAAGAUACGCUAAAGCGCAGCUUCCGUUAGUUUCAUUCUUCUUUUGUGGCCAUUACCGGUGCUAACCGUUACACAUAAAUUGUGGCUUACAGCGGGCAUCUUUGUGUAACCAAAUCGUAUUAGCCGGAAGCUAAAAUGAGUUAUUGGUAUCGAAAUUAUACGCCCAGUUGGCUGCAGCGCUGGCUGCCAAAUUCUCAGCCGCGUAGAGUGAAUCCUUUCCGUAGUACACGACCAUCUGCAGAUCUUGAAGAUGCCGCCAGUUCAGCAAUACUAGGUGUACUAAGAGUCGAUCUGUGUCUGGAGGAUAACCAUGACGAGCACCAUACAAGUCACUUCUAUGCGGCUGCUGCCAAGGAAGCACUGAUCGUUCGGCGAGGAGAACCCUUCAGGCUAAAGAUCCACUUUAAUCGGGACUACAGCCCCAGCAAGGAUGCCAUUAGCUUCAUUUUCACGGUGGCGGAUGAUACCAAACCCAGUCCUGGACACGGAACACUGAAUGCCUUGGUGCCACAUGAUGGCAUCGAUUAUCUGGGAGACACUCUGGAGUGGGGAGCUGGCAUUGAAUCGCAUGAAGGUCAAACACUCACAGUGCUGAUCAAGCCUCCAUCCACCUGUCCUGUGACGGAGUGGAAACUGGACAUUGACACAAAGUUGCUCGGAGAUGGAUCGAGGAGCUAUCCCUUGCCCCUGCCCAUCUAUGUGCUCUUCAAUCCCUGGUGUCCGGAUGACCAAGUCUAUUUGGAGGAUCGUGACCAGCGCAAGGAGUACGUGAUGCAUGACACCACCCUUAUUUGGCGGGGAUCCUACAACAGACUGCGUCCAUCUGUUUGGAAAAUCGGACAAUUUGAACGAUAUGUUCUUGAGUGCAGCCUGAAGGUCCUAGGAACUGUGGGCAGGAUUCCACCAGCCUACAGAGGUGAUCCCGUGAGAGUGGCUCGAGCCUUGUCCGCUCUGGUGAACUCGGUGGAUGAUGACGGUGUCCUACUGGGCAAUUGGUCGGAAGAUUUCUCAGGUGGCGUGGCACCCACCAAGUGGACAGGUUCUGUGGAGAUCCUUCAGCAAUUCUACAAAACCCAAAAGACAGUGAAGUAUGCGCAGUGCUGGAACUUCAGUGGCGUUCUGGCAACCAUUGCCAGGAGUCUGGGAAUACCGGCUAGGAUCAUCACGUGUUACUCCUCCGCUCAUGAUACACAGGCCUCCCUGACCGUUGAUGUUUUCAUAGAUUCGAAUAACAAGAAGUUAGACGCAGAGACCACCGAUUCGAUUUGGAACUACCAUGUAUGGGACGAGCUUUGGAUGCAGCGACCAGAUCUGGGAGUCGGUCCGAACGGCACCUUCGACGGAUGGCAGGUGGUCGAUGCCACUCCACAGGAGGCUUCCGAUAACAUGUAUCGAGUGGGUCCAGCUUCUGUUGCGGCUGUAAAACACGGCGAAAUCCUCAGACCCUUCGAUGGAGGCUUCGUCUUCGCGGAGGUGAAUGCGGAUAAGCUGUAUUGGCGCUACAAUGGACCCAGUCAGCCGUUAAAGCUGCUCAGAAAGGAUACCCUGGCUAUUGGACAUCUGAUCAGUACUAAAGCGGUGCUGAAAUGGGAAAGAGAAGACAUCACUGAUACCUACAAACAUGCCGAACGUUCCGAGGAAGAAAGAAGCACUAUGCUCAAAGCUCUCAAGCAAUCCCGUCAAGCAUUUAGCCGAUACUACCUCAACGACAACUUCAACGAGAUAGAAUUCGAUAUGGAGCUAAAGGAUGACAUCAAGAUUGGGGAGAGCUUCAGUGUGGUUCUGAAGGUGACCAAUAAAAGCGAGACAAACACCCACUUGGCCACAGGUCAAAUCAGUUGCGAUGCCGUCCUCUACACCGGCGUGGGUGCAGUGGAGGUCAAGGUCUUGGGCUUUGAACUGGAACUUCAGCCCAAGAGCAGUGACUACGUUCGCAUGGAGGUGAUCUUCGAGGAGUACUUUGACAAGCUCUCUUCGCAGGGUGCCUUCCAGAUAUCCGCAGCCGCCAAGGUUAAGGACACCGACUACGAUUACUAUGCCCAAGAUGAUUUCCGGGUGCGCAAGCCGGACAUUAAGUUCCAGUUUGGAGAGGCUAGCAUUGUGGCCCAGAAGGAGAUGGAUGUGAUCCUGCGCUUAGAGAAUCCCCUUCCCAUUCCUCUGCAUAAGGGCAUCUUUACAGUGGAGGGACCGGGCAUUGAUCAGCCUCUAAAGUUCAAGAUCGCUGAAAUUCCAGUGAACGGCACUGCGGCUGCCACCUUCAAAUACACUCCGCCUUAUGCGGGCCGUGGCACAAUGCUGGCCAAGUUCUCCUCCAAGGAACUGGAUGAUGUGGACGGCUAUAGGCACUAUGAAAUUGAACCCCGACCGGAGGAUCUGUUGCAGCCCAACGGAAGCCACAGGCGGAGCAACAUCAUCCGCAGACGCACUGAUGUCAUAGCCUAAACUAAUUUAAGUUGCAGUGGUUUCCAUUUGUAUUUCGUAGGUUAAGUGAUGUGUUGUAAAUAAUAUGAUUAAUACAAAUUAAUUUUUUAUAUAAACAAUUACUAUUUUAAUGAACAACA